AUGGGGAGUCCUGAUGGGGAGGGGGUGGGGACAAGCUGGACAUGGAUCCUGCUUGCACUGAGCCUCCAAUAUGGUUGGGAAGACAGACAUUUAGACAGCUGGGAGAUCCUGCCUGUUAUGGGAGACCUGUGGCCAAGAGCUGAGGAGCAGGGAGGCAGUGGGGUGCAGGGAGGUGGGGGUGUAGGGAGGAGGGGUGCAGGAGGGAGGGGUGCAGGGGGGUGGGGACUAGGGAGGUGGGCAGAGUCUGGGUUUGGGGUGGAAAACCUCUGUGAGGAUAGCAGAGCCACCUGCCUCAGGGUUCAUUGCCAGGACUAA
Rangifer tarandus platyrhynchus (Svalbard reindeer) is the source of this 315-nucleotide messenger RNA. The record is from the annotation of a GenBank genome assembly. Lineage: Eukaryota; Metazoa; Chordata; Mammalia; Artiodactyla; Cervidae.